This is a messenger RNA of Leishmania braziliensis MHOM/BR/75/M2904, 4881 nucleotides long. RefSeq lists its product as hypothetical. Gene Ontology annotation, molecular function: protein binding. Gene Ontology annotation, biological process: protein ubiquitination. Gene Ontology annotation, cellular component: nucleus; Cul4-RING E3 ubiquitin ligase complex. Lineage: Eukaryota; Euglenozoa; Kinetoplastea; Trypanosomatida; Trypanosomatidae. The record is from RefSeq and is a predicted model, not a curated record. The transcript has a single exon. Bases 1 to 4881 code for a protein of 1626 amino acids.
AUGAGCCUCACAUCCGAUCUUGAAGAAAUUUCGAUAGAGCUGGGUAGCGACCAUGACUCUUCUUAUGACGACUCUCUAUUCGAAGAGGCCGACGAUGAUGACGACAAUUUUGUAUUCUCGAGCAAGUCUGUUCCGCUGGUCAAAGAACUGAUGAAGCGUCUCCUCAAAGUAUACGGCAGCUUGAAAGAGAAAAGCACAGCUGUGGAGAACGAAAUAGCAUCUACGAUGGGCUCUAUCAAUGAAGAGGAGGUAGGCCCGCCACAGGCUCUCACUAGCAGCGCCAUCGCUGAGCGCGAAUACACCCUGCGGAGCCUCCUUGAGCUGCAAGAGUUAUAUGGUUUCUUGUGGGCCAGGCUGCUGUAUGUGUUGAAUGAGGAAAAUGAGCGAUGUUCAGACUCCUACAUGACAACACUGAAAAUGCAGGAGCGGGUGCCCUUUGAGUCCCUGGCUCAUACAAUCCACCACAACACUGUUUUCUGUGAUCACAUGGGCGAGGUUCUCGACCUCAACUACGAGCAGCAGCUCAACAGGGAAGAAACGAGGAAUGCCGUUGGCUGCGAUCUACUUGUUGAGUUUUACACCCGAAUGGAGCGCACCCAGUGCACUGCUUCACACUGCGCGCUAUUGGUCGUAGAGGGCUCGCGCGAGAGCUUUCUCGAUCCGAUCUCUAUGUACGACUUGUGUAAGUCUCUCGCUACGGAGAAAAACCCUCGCCAGCGGCUUAUCCCCCUAUCGCUCAUGUUCAGUAUGCUCGAUCAAGACGAACAAACUGUGUCGGAAGCGCUAGCACAGAAUAUGCCGAAGGUUCUGCUGCAGCGCUUUCGCCACUGGGUUCAUCAGUUAUAUGGAUACUUUCCGCUUUACAGGGAAACUACGCUGACCUCGCGCUCCCAAAGAAGGUCUCCGCAGCGGUACCGGUCGGCCGCCGUGCCUAGCGACAUAGACUCACAGCCCAACUCGCGCAGGUCCUCGCCAAGCCGAUCCCCGAUUCUGACGCAGCAGCGAGUGCAAGAAGUGGCAACAGAUGAAGCGGGAGAAGCCUCGCCUGUGGCUAAAACCACCCCAGACUUGCCGCUGCCACACUCCACAGAACCAAAUUUCAUAACCGAGGGCUCACCUCCCGAACCUACAGGGAAUGGUGUGCGGAAGCGGCAACGGCGCAAGCAGAUUUUAACACAACGGGCCCUUAAGAAUGCGCGCCAUGAAGGUCCCACUGGGGUAGAGUUUUAUCUCGAUGAAUGGAUUCCGAAAGCUGGCGACCGAGUUGGGCGCGGCCCAGGCUGGAAAAGCGGCCAACAAGGCAAAGGGUGUGACUACGGUAUCGUUGAGGGGUUCACAGAAAAUGAGGUGCUUGUACGCUGGAUUCCGAGCCUGGACCUGCCAGCGGUAGGGGAGCAGGACCGUCUUUUUCUGUACCAGUUUAGCUCGCCGUACUACGAGGUAGUUCCAUGGGAAACAUACCUGCGUGUGAAAACUAUGAGAGUGACGCAGGCAGACAUCCGGAUGCUGGAGCUUCUUCAAAUUGGUAUCGUGGCCGGUAUUCUGUGUCAGCAAAGUGAUGCUGUUCUUCCUAUUUUGCAGUUUCAGACAAUCGAGUCUGCGCUCAAGGUACUGGACUCUAUCGACAUCAGUGCCCGAUUCCUCGAAAAUGAGCAAGCGCGCGAAGCUGCAGAGCGCUCAGUGCGCCAAACACUUGCCGAACACAAAGUAGACGAGGCCACACACGAAGAAAUGGUAGCCAGCCUCCUGCAGUGGGAUGUGAGCCUCAUUUCAAUAAAACGCUGCUAUCGCUUGGAGCGUGAGAUGCUGGCCCGCAUUGGGUGGGUGCUCAGUGCGGUCCUAUCCCACAAGAAACUUGCGUUUCUCUUCCUAGAUGCUGACGGUGUCAGCCGCAUUCUACGUGUAGUACAAGGCAAGUUGGAAGCGUACACGACAUACGGUUGCGCCAUUGUCCUUUCCCAUCUGGCCAAAACCGCGGUGUUUGAGGAGCUGCUACGACGCCAGCGGAGCCACUUCGAGCCGAUCAUGCAGUUCAUCAUUGACCAGUGGAAGCACACAACAAACAGUGAUGUGCAGAGCAGUGUGGGUGCGUUUCUCUUCCACUCACUGAGCUUUCCUAUCGUGAUUGACUACUUUGAAGCCGAAAACGGUCCAAUGGAGUCCAUCGAGGCGCUGGAACGGUGCCUCAAGGUUUCGGAGGAGCAGUUCGACGUGAUGCACAGCGACUUGCUCCUCGCACUGCUGCGAUGUCUUAACAUCUACCUCGUGACGCACUUGAUGCUCUCCACCAAGGUGAUCUUCCGGAAGCACCGGGUGCUGUCGGCGCUGGUCACACAGUCGUCGCGCAUCACGUCCCUGCCGCGGGAUCCGCCAACAGUCGACGCAAUCCUUGGCUUCCUCGCUGCGCCGUCGCCUGGGCUGCCUGGUGUGUCGGCCGAAAACGUGCAGAGUUUGUUGACGGCGGAGCGACUUGGCGCCAUCCAGCAGCUCGUAGACAUCGGAAUUCACACACUCCUUCUCCGUUGCGCCAAUUUCUUCUUUGUUCAAAGUCGGUGGGACCUACUUAUCGCGUCACUGCAGGCGCUGUGCGCGCUGACUGUUAUUCCGUAUGUGCGGCCGCUGAUAGCCGAAGUGCGCUCGCACGAGUCUGGAAUAGCGCAGCUUCUAGCCAUUGUCAACGAUCUUGCAGUUUCGUACCAGAACCGCAACACUUCCCGUGAGGGGCACCUUCUCCCGUGCGUAGUGGCAGCGCUUCAGAUCCUCAUCCAUAUCACAAAUCCACCAGCAGACGUAGCGGAUGAAAACGCUGUUGCGAAUUUCAACAACGCCUGCGGUGCCUUCCGCGCGAGUGACGGCGUGCGAGCACUCCUGGAGGUGCUCAAAAUUCGAAAGGAUGCUUCCAUGUCGGCAAAGCUCAACUACUUCCCUGUAGUGGCACGAGCGGUGCAGUUGAUGGCGGUGCUCCGGCGAUACAGCGACACGGCGAUUCUUUUCGAAGCGCUCAACAUACGAACGCUGGUGCAGGACCUCUCCGCCCAGUACAGCGAUGUGCAACGUGAGUUCAUCUCCGUCGUCGGGGCCCGCAAGCUUCCAACAGAGCUUGGCCCGGCUGGACACUUCAUGGACAACCUCAAGUCAUUCAUGCCCAGUGCCUUUGGCGGAGUGAGCCAAGCCGAUGUGGUGAAGGUGCACGCUGUCGAUCCGCUGGAAAUGGAACAACGGCAAGCCAUUAUCGGUCGUGCGGUGGUUGACUACUCUAAAGAGUCGCUGCUCCAGCUCAUCGCAGAACACCUGGACAGCGAAGGCCUCGCCGCGGCAGCGGCCACGUUGCGGAGCGAGAGUGGCAUCAAAUCGUCAGCCGCUACAGCUGCGCUAUGCAGCGAUGGUGCCACCGCCACAUCGAUGUCGAUCAGUGAUGCAGCCGCCAAGGGGCCGACGCCUUCGCUGGACGGUGUCAUACGGUCGUACCUGCGCCAACAACAGGAGCGCUGUCCAAACCCCAUCGAAACCCUUCCGCAGUUCGACCUGACGAAGAAGCACGUAUACCUGCCGCUGCCCAUCCCGCUGGACGACACGCGGAACGAGUUCAACCGUCUGCUGUGGCGCCGCUGCGGUGGCAAGUUCACGCUGCGCACGCAAACGAAUGCUAACUGGCUCACGUACCGCUACCCGGCGUUCAUGUUCGACAUCACGGGGAGUGGAGAAGAGCUGCAAGGGGAAAGUGUGGUGUUCUGCGACAGCGGUGACUCCAUCGUGAUUGGUACCUCUGAGGGCUCCGUUGCUCUCUUCGACACCUUCCCUGAGGAGACGCCAGAUGAGAAGCUACUCGAGCAACACCUGGUCUUUGAGAACGAAGCCAUCUCAGCUCUUGUCGUCUCGGACGACGGCAACCUCAUCGCAGCCGUCAAUGACUCACACAAGGCUCACGUGAUGCGUCGCAACCUCCUGCCAGUGGCACAGCAGGAGCUGACGGAGUGCCGCACCCUGCGCUUUUCGCGCGACAACCGACUCGCCGUCGUCACGAGUGAGGAGGAACACGCCUGUCGUGUACACGACCUAGUCACCGGAGUCGAGCUGCGUACCCUGUCAGACCCUAUCUGGACAGGUGAGAACAUGGCAAACGUGGCCUUGUUCGACUGUACCUCGCAGCUGGUGCUCAACGACUCCAUCCUGUGGGACCUGCGGAUGCCCGAGAAGCCGAUCUUUCGCUUCGACCGGAUCACCGAGUCAUUCGCGAGCACCUUCCACCCAAAGCUGCCUCUUGUCAUCAUCGAUGAAAAAGUAUGGGACAUGCGAACGUGGCGCAUGAUGCAGACGGUCCCAACGUUUCAGAAGACGACCAGCUUCCAUUGCUCGAAGGCGGGCCGAGUAUUGUACAGCUUCCGCGAGGCCUCUCGUAUCUCCGGUACGCACCUCCCUAUCGUCUCGGCAGUGGACAGCUACACUCUUGACAGCGUCUUCUCCGAGGAGGUGCGGCCUUCCUUUAAGGCCUUCGCUGUCGAUCCAUCUGACCGCUAUUGCGCCGCCAUUCUCGACCAAGACAUCGACUCCGUUAUCCGACUCUUCAGCCUCUCAGCCGGCCCGUACCCGGAUCACGGCGCCUUUGCUUCGCCCGCCGUACAGGAAGAUCAGGACAGCACGAUGGGCACCGAUGACGAUGAGGAGAUGGAACAGUGGUCGAUACAGGAUGACGACUACGACACGGACGACUCGACUAACACCAACGAUGACGAAUUCGAGGAGGAUGACGAUGACGACAGCUACGACGACGAGGAUGCGGAAGAGGAGUUCGAGGAAUGGGAAGAAGAUAGCGGCACCGGGACGGACUCGGGUUCUGACGAGCAGGGAAGCACCCAGGCGUCAUCUCGGCACACCAGCUAG